AUGAUUCGUCGAAGAAGACGAAGUUUUUUCAUAUUUCUAUUUAUUUUAAUAUUAUUAUACAUAUUUAUUCAUUAUCCUUAUUCAACAUAUUCUUCUUCUCAUCCCACUUUAUUUGAUGAUAUUCAUCAUGAAGAUAAUUUGCAUGUGACACCAAAAUAUUGUUUUACAAAAACUGAAAAGAAAAAUAUUCGUCGAGCAAUAAUCGUUCAUUUUCCUGUUGAACGUUCAUCAGUUUAUAUAUCAGAAUUAAAAUGGUUAUAUCUUUCAUGGAUUGAAAUCAUCAAAAAUCAACCUAUCGAUUGGCAAACUGAUAUCCUUAUUUAUUCUUUACCUUCAUCAUUAUUAGAUGAAUUAGGUUGUUAUGAAUACAAUAACAAAGCAUCAAAAAAUAAUUGCUUUAGAAUUAAUUAUAAUUCUUUAUGGGAUAAAAUAAAAAAUAAUAAUAAAUUAUUAAGAUUAAUUCAAAUUUAUGUACCAAAAUGGUGUCGUCAUCUUGAUUCAUUAGGAAUUUUACUUGAAAACUCUGAUUUUCUAAAUCAAUAUGAUUACGUUUUACGAACAGAUUUAGAUGUUUUUUUAACACCACAUUUUGCUCAUUAUAUUCCAUUUGAUUGUUCGUUUCAAAUAGGUCUUGGUGGUUAUAGUCUUGAUUAUACAUUAAAUAAACUCUCUCGUAUUGCUCAAACAUUGAAUUUAUUAGACGUCAAUUUAACACAUAUUGGAUCAACAUGGUAUGGGCCACCACAACAAAUUGUUUUAGUUGGACGUUUAGCUCUUUGGUUAAGUGUUGUAUCCAUGUAUGCCAGUCAUUUAGCAAUAAAUCAUUAUGCUGGACAUGGACAAAUAAAAUUAAUACAAAAACCAUAUUUAAUUGAUUAUAGUUGUACAACAAAUACAUCUUUUCAUGAAGUUGAAAUUAUACAUAUUCAUGCUUGGCAUACUAACCAAAUGUUUUCGAAAUUUUUCUUUAAAAAUGGUUCAUACGAUGAGAUAUUACGUAAACGAACUCAAUGGAAUACAAAUUAUUCAUUGGAUUUUAUACUUCGAAUAGCAUGGCAAUCAAAUCAAAUGACUACAAAACAGUUGUAUUAUCUCAAAUCUCAAAUAUAA
Molecule: messenger RNA, 1110 nt
Organism: Rotaria sp. Silwood1
Lineage: Eukaryota; Metazoa; Rotifera; Eurotatoria; Philodinida; Philodinidae
Source: the annotation of a GenBank genome assembly